CUGGGCUGCGCGCCUCCGUUUCCAUACACCGCGUAAAUAUUUACGUAAACUUCAUAAACUUUUAAAAUCUCGCGAUUUUGUUUAAAAAAUCAGUGAAAGUGAUUUGGCAAUAAAAUAUCGGUAAAAUAUUGUAUUUGCAUUUGUUAUCACGCGAAAAAAAUAUUUUAAUCAGCUGUGUCAUUUGUUUAGAGAAACAUCGUUGUUACCGGUCAUCAAUUCUCAGGAACCUGUGGUCAGCGGUCUUCUUCUGUUGCAGUGUCAGCGGGUGGGCGCGCACGCAGUGGCGGCGGUGGCGGUGGCGCGGUGGUUGCGCGCGCGACUGUAAGCGCUCGCCGACGCCGGACCAUGCGCCUGGGGGCAGUGCGACCGCGCCGCGCCGCCAGACCGCGCGCACCAUGCUCAACAUGAAACUUAAAGAGCGCCUCGCGCUUGCCCUUAGCGCCUUCCUCGUCCUUUUUACGCUCAUGCUAAUUGUAGACCUGCAAAUGGACUAUGGCAUAUCAGGACAUAGAGUCCCGUUGCAUGGUCGAGUGAAAAUAGGCGAUGACACUGAUAAAGGACGAUCCGCGUACAUUGAGUUUCGGAAACGUUUUCUUCAGAAAAGUAAUGGCAGCAAUGGCUCAAGAGAAUACGAGCAAUCAGCUCCGAGUGAGACGAGUGGGAGCGAUGUUGAACUUCGUACUCCGGCCACGCCGGCGGAUCGUUUUGAAGACUUGCAAAGAAUACUUCUCCUACAAAUUCAAGGCAAAGCAGACGACAAUCCUGUUGUAGUACCUCCACAUCGCGAUUUAAAUGUUUUAAGACCCGAAAAUCCAACUAUUGGAGAAAUGGAAGAUUUGGAACCCAGCGUAAAUGCAUCGAAUUUAGAAAAAUUCCAGCUAAAAAUUGCACAACAUGAACUUUAUGAAGAUGGAGAGCCACUGGUUGGCGCUGUACUUCAGGACAUGGCUACAAUCCCAAUAUUGCAUGUUGAACAAAAAGAAGGUGGAACACAAUUAAAGCUUAUAAUAGACUACCCCAACGGUGUCCAGGCUUUAUUCAAACCAAUGAGAUUCGCGCGGGACGUCCAAACAUUGCCCAACCACUUCUACUUCUCGGACUACGAGCGCCAUAACGCCGAAAUUGCAGCUUUUCAUCUCGACCGGAUACUCGGCUUCCGACGAGCAAUGCCAGUCGUGGGCCGAGUGCUCAACAUGACCACUGAGAUCUAUGACGUCACUGAGGGGGACAUCCUAAAGACAUUCUUCGUGUCACCUGCAAAUAACUUUUGUUUCCACGGCAAGUGUUCUUACUACUGUGAUACGGGACAUGCUAUCUGCGGCAAUCCUGACAUGCUGGAAGGAAGUUUCGCCGCUUUCCUGCCGACUGCGGAUUUAGCCGAACGAAAGGUUUGGAGGCAUCCGUGGAGAAGAUCGUACCAUAAGCGUCGAAAAGCUCAAUGGGAAUUACAAUCUGAUUACUGUGAUACGGUGCGCACGACCCCGCCGUACGACUCUGGGCGUCGUCUUCUGGAUUUGAUGGAUAUGUCCAUAUUCGAUUUCCUUACUGGCAACAUGGAUAGGCACCACUACGAGACUUUCAAAAUGUUCGGUAAUGAAACUUUCACACUGCACCUGGAUCAGGGUCGCGCGUUUGGGAAAGCCUUUCACGACGAGCUGAGUAUCCUGGCGCCGUUGUUGCAGUGUUGCCUUGUCCGGCACACAACGCUCGCUACACUGCUUAAGUACCACAAUGGCGUUCCUCUAUCAACAGUUCUUCGGGAAUCUUUAAAAGCUGAUCCAGUGGCUCCUAUUUUAUGGGAGCCUCAUCUAACAGCUUUAGAUCGACGUAUAGUUACAGUUCUGGACGCAAUCAGAAAGUGUACAGACAAAUUAGAAAAUCCAAUACUGAAUGAAGUGAACGAUUUUGUAUGACCAUAGCCAGUUAAAUUAAUGUGAUGGAACCAUUAAGGAAUCAGUAUGAAGACAGUGAUAGCUGUGUGAUAUGCAAUGUUACUAAGUGCGGUGUUAGGGAAGGUGCAAUUGAUAAAAAUGACUCACUAGUCGAACUCUCGUAUUCCUGAUUUAGAUAUAGAAAGAUUUCAAACGCAAACGCAGGUCUUUGGUUCAGAAAGGCUAUUAGAAUUAAGAUUUUGUGCCAAAGAUAGUCCAAAUGAAAUCUUGAAAUUUAUAAUUCAGCAUAAUCUUUUAACCAUUCCACUGAUUAAAGAGCCAUGUUACAUACCAAAAAUUGAAAAAAAAAGUGUAAAACGAUCCGUUUGUACAAAUCUAUUAGACUGUCAAUAGUUUGUGUAAACAUGUGUUUGGUAUAUUAGCUUAGUUAUUAUUUUAUUUUUUUGUAUAUUUUGAAAGUUUUAAGUCUGAAACAUACCUAUAUUAAGUGCAAACGACUUUACAUAAUAAGUGAAAUGCAAACUAGCCGCUACUUUUAAGAUAACUCAAUUUUUCGUUGUGAAUCUGUUACCAUAGCUCAAAGCUCAAUAAGACAUAUCGUACUGCGAUUCUUCUGCAUGUGAUAUUUAUAUAUAAUAAUAUAUGUGUUUUUAUGAUAUCCCUGUUGCUAUAUUUCUCGUUACUUUAAAAAAAAUGAUAAUGCAAUUUUUUCUUAUAUAUUGUAGGGUGAAAAUAUAUAUAAGGUUAAGUUACUUGCGCUGCGUUUAUUGCGUUUUAAUUUUUAAUAAAUAAAUGUUAAAUUUUAGCUGUAUGUGUAAUUUUAAAUUAUUUAUCGAAGUAUUUGUCGGCGGUAGUUAAAAUGCAAUUUACGUUAAUUAUUCUGGGAUAUUUAUUUAGUUGUUAUCUAUGUUAUACUUUAAUGCAAACAAACUUUACAAUGCAAUAGUUUUAAAGCAAACGCUUUCGAUAAAUUUUAAUCAAUUUGGAAAAAUAUAUACGAUAUAGACCUUUUAUUAUAUAUAAGGUGUGUUCAAGUAGCAUUCUUAUAAUAUAUAAAAAUAAUUAUUAUUCCUACUUAAAGUUAUAAUUUGAAUAAACUUAGAAAUGGCAGUGUCAGUUAAUAUGAGGCUUUAUGUGAAACGCAGGUGAAAUAAACAACUUGCCAAAGAUGUACCUACAUACAUACAUGAAUGUGUUUAAACGUUGUAUGACGCUACUGUAAUGAGUGUCUGUUGAUUGUUAAUAAACUUUUAAAAAGUA
Messenger RNA from Nymphalis io (European peacock), 3152 nucleotides. Its product is annotated as extracellular serine/threonine protein CG31145. Gene Ontology annotation, biological process: protein phosphorylation. Gene Ontology annotation, cellular component: Golgi apparatus. NCBI's taxonomy places the organism in Eukaryota, Metazoa, Arthropoda, Insecta, Lepidoptera, Nymphalidae. Bases 396 to 1913 code for a protein of 505 amino acids. Gene Ontology annotation, molecular function: protein serine/threonine kinase activity. The record is from RefSeq and is a predicted model, not a curated record. The transcript is spliced from 12 exons.